This is a messenger RNA of Orycteropus afer afer, 1761 nucleotides long. RefSeq names its product L-lactate dehydrogenase A chain. NCBI's taxonomy places the organism in Eukaryota, Metazoa, Chordata, Mammalia, Tubulidentata, Orycteropodidae. Gene Ontology annotation, molecular function: L-lactate dehydrogenase (NAD+) activity. The record is from RefSeq and is a predicted model, not a curated record. Gene Ontology annotation, cellular component: cytoplasm. Gene Ontology annotation, biological process: carboxylic acid metabolic process.
AGUUAAUGGCCAUUUUGUGCACGUGUCUUUUCGUCCUUACAUAAGGAGCUUGGUGGUUGGAGUGGAUCGGGAAGGGCAGUUAAAAGUGAGCUUGUCUGAGGAUAGCCCAGCCCCACCUGGGGUUAAUAAACCAAGAUGAGUAAGUCUUCAGAAGGUUAUACUUACACCCAAACGUCGUUAUUAUUUUUCCACGCCAAGGUUCCUUCCUCUUCCAAAACCAAAAUGGCAACUCUAAAGGAUCAGCUGAUUCAGAAUCUUUUAAAGGAAGAACACAUCCCCCAGAAUAAGAUUACAGUUGUUGGGGUUGGUGCUGUUGGCAUGGCCUGUGCCAUCAGUAUCUUAAUGAAGGACUUGGCUGAUGAACUCGCUCUCAUUGAUGUCAUGGAAGACAAACUGAAGGGAGAGAUGAUGGAUCUCCAACACGGCAGCCUUUUCCUUAGAACACCAAAAAUUGUCUCUGGCAAAGACUAUAAUGUAACUGCAAAUUCCAAGCUGGUUAUUAUUACAGCUGGAGCACGUCAGCAAGAGGGAGAAAGCCGUCUUAAUUUGGUCCAGCGUAACGUGAACAUCUUUAAAUUCAUCAUUCCUAAUGUUGUAAAAUACAGUCCAAACUGCAAGUUGCUUGUUGUGUCUAAUCCAGUGGAUAUCCUUACCUAUGUGGCUUGGAAGAUAAGUGGCUUUCCCAAAAACCGUGUCAUUGGAAGUGGUUGCAAUCUGGAUUCAGCACGGUUCCGUUACCUAAUGGGGGAGAGGCUGGGAGUUCACCCAUUAAGCUGUCAUGGGUGGAUCCUUGGGGAGCACGGAGACUCUAGUGUGCCUGUAUGGAGUGGAAUGAAUGUUGCUGGUGUCUCCCUGAAAAAUCUGCACCCUGAAUUAGGUACUGAUGCAGAUAAGGAGCAGUGGAAAGCGGUUCACAAACAGGUGGUUGACAGUGCUUAUGAGGUGAUCAAACUGAAAGGCUAUACCUCUUGGGCCAUUGGACUAUCUGUAGCAGAUUUGGCAGAAAGUAUCAUGAAGAAUCUUAGGCGGGUACAUCCAAUCUCCACCAUGAUUAAGGGUCUCUAUGGAAUUAAAGAUGACGUCUUCCUUAGUGUUCCUUGCGUCUUGGGACAGAAUGGAAUCUCAGACGUUGUGAAAGUGACUCUGACUCCUGAGGAAGAGGCCCAUUUGAAGAAGAGUGCAGAUACACUUUGGGGGAUCCAAAAAGAGCUGCAGUUUUAGUCUUCUGUUGUAACACUUCACUGUUUAGGUUACAAAAGGAUUUUAGUUGGGGGUUGUGUAUGUUGUCCUUUUUAUCUGGUCUGUGUAAAAUUAUGACUUAGAAAAAACAUCAAUUUCCUAAAGUUAGACACAGGAAUUGGUACAUAAAACCCUACAGCUAUAUCCUGAUGGUGGAUAAUAAUACUUACUGGUUAGUGUACAAUAAUAGUUCCACCCCCUCUGAGAUAGCACUGCCAAUGUUGCACAUGCUGCAGCUUCCCUUCAAACCAGAAGAAUGUGUUUACUGUAUGUUGUAUAACUUCUGAUUCCUUCACCCAACAUGGCUCGCCCAAUGUUUUUAUCCCCAAUUAAUCACAUCCUGGGAUCCAAUGUAUAAAUCCAAUAUUGCAUGUUUUGUGCACAGUUGUUCUAAAGGAUCUUAUUUUGUGUACUGUAUUUAUCAGAGUAGUGUACAUUGUCAUGUAAUGUAAAAAGAUCUACAUAUAAACAAUGCUGCAACUGUCAAACCAACUAAAACACCAAAUAAACCAUGAACAGUGA